Molecule: messenger RNA, 1833 nt
Organism: Sapajus apella (tufted capuchin)
Lineage: Eukaryota; Metazoa; Chordata; Mammalia; Primates; Cebidae
Gene: CLDND2
Product: claudin domain containing 2
Exons: 3
Coding region: 755-1693 (312 amino acids)
Cellular component (GO): plasma membrane
Source: RefSeq, a predicted model, not a curated record
GCUGAGGCAGGAGGAUUCCUGGAACCCAGGAGUUCAAAGCUGCAGUGAGCUGUAAUGGUGCCACUGCACUCCAGGCUGGGAGAGAGAGACACCCUCUCUAAAAAAAAACAAUAAAAGAAAGACUUGGCCUACCAUGUAAUGGCCCUCAAGCUGCCCCCAGAGCUGCUGUCUGAUUCUGAGCUGUCACUCAGUUGAGAGUUACUGGGGUGUAUGUGUACUGAUGGUGGGGGGAGUGAUUAUCCCUUUAAACAAUCACUAGGGGAGGGGGUUCUGGAACCCCCUGCCUCACAGAGACCCAGCCUCCCUCCCCCCAUCUCUCUGGGCUCUGUUUGUCUAAGGAGACCUGGGGCCCUGGGUGUGAGUCACUUAGGUGGGUGUAUGUGGAGGGGUGUCUGGGGAGGGUACUGAACAGGCUGAAGGGGCAUUCUGCUGUGUGGGAGGUCUCUGGGAAGACAGGUUGCUCACGGCAAAGCCUGUGGUGAAGGUCUCAGAGGCCUCUCAGGGGAAGUCUCAGGGUCCCCAGUAAGGAGAACAAGGGAGGAGAUUGUGGGUCCCCAGAAAGGGUUGUUGAGGGAGGGGCCUGGGGCACCCGUGGAACUGAAGGAGGGGGUCUUCAGGUCCCCAGAAGCAGGGGCCUCAGGCAGGAGUGCUAGGGGAGAAGUGUGGAGAAGGCGGGCUCCUAAGCUGGGGGCCUGGGGUGGGAAGGGCCUCGGCCCAUCCUGCCCUUGUGGCCCCCGGCUGCAGCCUCAGUGGCAUGGGGGUGAAGCGGAGCCUCCAGAGCGGGGGCAUUCUGCUCAGCCUCUUGGCCAACGUCCUCAUGGUGCUCUCCACGGCCACCAACUACUGGACUCGCCAACACGAGGGCCACAGUGGCCUGUGGCAGGAAUGCAACCACCGCGUUUGCUCCAACAUCCCCUGCCAGAGUGAGGAGGCUCGGCCCGCCCUGAUGUCAGACGGCACUUCAGACCCCCAGGGCUCGGGACACAGGGCUGGGCCCACCGCAAGGCACCCGCCACUUCCAUCCCGUGCUCAGAUGCAGCUGUCCCUCCUCGACCGAGGCAGCCACGAACCCCUCCCUCAGGCUUGUGGGCUUAUCCCCGAACCCCUUCCCAUCCCGGUAGCGGCAGUAACCGCAGGUCCUGAUGUGACCUCCAAGGCCCGGUCCAAACGCCUGACUCCAGGUCGGGGAAGCCGGACUCCAGGCCAAGUACCGGGUGGGGGGAGGAGCCAGGAGAGCUUCCGGUUGCGGCCGAAGCCGUCGCGGCUGGGGGCGGUCCCCGCGGGGGCUGAGGCGCCCACUCUCCUCAGCCACGCUGGCCGUGACAGCGGCGUGCAUGGUGCUGGCGGCGGGCUUCGGCGUGGUGGGCAUGGUGUUGGGACUGUGGAUUCGGUGGCACGAGGGCGAGUCGCGGCGGGGCCAGACCACAAGCGCCUUCCUCUUCCUCGGCGGACUGCUGCUGCUGACAGCCUUGAUAGGCUACACGGUGAAGAACACGUGGAAGAACAACGUCUUCUUCUCCUGGUCCUAUUUUUCUGGGUGGCUGGCCUUACCCUUCUCAAUUCUCGCGGGCGUCUGCUUUCUACUGGCAGACAUGAUCGUGCAGAGCACCGACGCCAUCAGAGGAUUCCCCGUGUGUCUGUGACCGUAUCCUGCCUGGGGCAGAAUAAAGGAACGGCUUUUUUUGUUUUUUAGCGCCGCGGUUCCGCGUGCUUUUGUGGGGGUCGUGGGGACGCAGGCACGGGGUUGCAUAGAGGCUCAGGGAGGACUCAAGGAUAUGAACCUAUAGGGAACGUGGUGACACGAGUGACAUGGAUUGGGAUGGGAACAGGGAC